AUGGCUACAGAAGAAGAGUACAGGCUCGAAGGACUUGGACUAAGUGGUUCUGAUCAACAUCUUCGUGCGAAAAUACGCCUUAGCCAUACGAUGGAAAAGAACAUCUGUUAUCGGCAACGAAAGAGAAAAGAAGUCGUAGAGGACUCCUUGUCUCAAGGUGACUGGCACAUCGAGGAGGACCCAAACGUGGACUACGAGAUGCUGCUCAGAGGAUUACGAGCCUGUGCUGAGCGUGCCUCGAAGCCGCGUACGACAAAGUUGGAUCUAACUUGGAAGACCGAAGGAAUUGUUGGAAAGAAGGACUUUGAAGCAUGA
Messenger RNA from Necator americanus (New World hookworm), 315 nucleotides. RefSeq lists its product as uncharacterized. Lineage: Eukaryota; Metazoa; Nematoda; Chromadorea; Rhabditida; Ancylostomatidae. The record is from RefSeq and is a predicted model, not a curated record. The coding region runs from base 1 to 315 and encodes 104 amino acids. The transcript is spliced from 2 exons.